Molecule: messenger RNA, 2522 nt
Organism: Vicugna pacos (alpaca)
Lineage: Eukaryota; Metazoa; Chordata; Mammalia; Artiodactyla; Camelidae
Source: RefSeq, a predicted model, not a curated record
ACAAACUCCUCUGCCUACCUCGUCCUUCCCUGGGACACCACACCAGGGGCCAGGGCUGCUGGGGACCCUGGGCGCCGGCCCUCAUCAUGCAUUGCCUGUGGAGCUGGAUGACAGCCAAGGCUACGAGAGGCACAGGGACCCCACCGCCUGUGGUGCUGCGAGAAGCCCGAAGCCUGGACCAGCCUGGGCUGGAGGGUCGCGAGGAGAUCCUUCGUGAGCUCACGCUGGAUGCCCUGCUGGACAUGAACGAGGCCAAGGUGAAGGAGACGCUGCGGCGCUGCGGGGCCAACGCCGAGGAGUGCGGCCGCCUGCAGUACGCCCUGACCUGCCUGCGGAAGGUGACCGGCCUAGGAGGGGAGCACAAAGAGGACUCAGGCUGGAGUUCGUUGGAUGCCCAGCGGGAAAGCAGCUCCGGGAUUUCAGUGGACACCCUCUCUCCAGCCAGUCCCUGGCCCCUGGGGAGCUCCCAGUUGGGCAGAAUGGGCAGUGGUGCCCAGGGCCCACGUUCCAUCUCUGUGUCAGCUCUGCCGGUCUCGGACUCCCCAACCCCCGGCCCCGGUGAGGGCCUCUCGGACCCCUGUAUCCCCCUGCACGCCGGUGGCCGGCUGAACCCCCGUGCCCUGCACAGCUUCAUCACCCCGCCGACCACGCCCCAGCUCCGACGGCACACCAAGCUGAAGCCGCCGCGGACGCCACCCCCGCCCAGCCGCAAGGUCUUCCAGCUGCUGCCCAGCUUCCCCACGCUCACCCGGAGCAAGUCCCACGAGUCUCAGCUGGGGAACCGCAUUGAUGAGGUCUCCCCGAUGAGGUACGUGUUCCUGCCUGGCUGGUUUGUCCCCUGGUUUCUCUGGGGCUUUGUGGGGACCCUUCUCCAUCCCAGUCCCUCUGAGACUUUUCGUGUGUCUACCCCCUGCAGGUUCUCCACCAAGUCCUGGCUGUCGCAGGUCUGCCACGUGUGCCAGAAGAGCAUGAUGUUUGGAGUGAAGUGCAAGCACUGCAGGUUGAAGUGUCAUAACAAGUGUACAAAAGAAGCCCCCGCCUGUAGAAUAUCCUUCCUUCCACUACCCAGGCUUCGGAGGACAGAAUCUGUCCCCUCGGACAUCAACAAUCCUGUGGACAGAGCAGCUGAGCCUCAUUUCGGAACCCUCCCCAAAGCACUGACAAAAAAGGAGCACCCUCCAGCCAUGAACCACCUGGACUCCAGCAGCAACCCAUCUUCCACCACAUCUUCCACGCCCUCCUCGCCGGCACCCUGCCCAGCAUCAUCCAACCCAUCCAGUGCCACCACGCCCCCCAACCCCUCGCCCGGCCAGCGGGACGGCAGGUUCAACUUCCCAGCUGCCUACUUCAUUCAUCAUAGACAGCAGUUUAUCUUUCCAGACAUUUCAGCAUUUCCCCCGGCAGCCCCGUUCCCUGACACAGCAGACAGUGCCCGGCUUGAUGACCCACCAAAAGCAGACGUGUUGGAGGAUCACGAAGUGGAGGCCGAGGAGCCGGAGGCCGGCAAGUCCGAGGCGGAAGACGACGAGGACGAGGUGGACGACUUGCCGAGCUCCCGCCGGCCCUGGCGGGGCCCCAUCUCUCGCAAGGCCAGCCAGACCAGCGUGUACCUGCAAGAGUGGGACAUCCCCUUCGAGCAGGUGGAGCUGGGCGAGCCCAUCGGGCAGGGCCGCUGGGGCCGGGUGCACCGGGGCCGCUGGCACGGCGAGGUGGCCAUCCGCCUGCUGGAGAUGGACGGCCACAACCAGGACCACCUGAAGCUGUUCAAGAAGGAGGUGAUGAACUACCGGCAGACGCGGCACGAGAACGUGGUGCUCUUCAUGGGGGCCUGCAUGAACCCGCCGCACCUGGCCAUCAUCACCAGCUUCUGCAAGGGACGGACGUUGCACUCGUUUGUGAGGGACCCCAAGACGUCUCUGGACAUCAACAAGACUAGGCAGAUCGCCCAGGAGAUUAUCAAGGGAAUGGGCUACCUACACGCCAAGGGCAUCGUGCACAAAGAUCUCAAAUCCAAGAACGUCUUCUACGACAACGGCAAAGUGGUCAUCACAGACUUCGGGCUGGAUGUGUCAGGCUGACUGAAAGUCCUUGCCCUUCUUGGCUUCUUGGCUUCCAGGCGGGAGAACCAGCUGAAGCUGUCACAUGACUGGCUGUGCUACCUGGCCCCCGAGAUCGUGCGGGAGAUGACCCCCGGGAAGGACGAGGACCAGCUCCCGUUCUCCAAAGCUGCUGACGUCUAUGCGUUUGGGACUGUUUGGUAUGAGCUGCAAGCAAGAGACUGGCCCUUGAAGAACCAAGCUGCAGAGGCCCUGAUCUGGCAGAUUGGAAGUGGAGAGGGCAUGAGGCGAGUCCUGGCCUCCGUCAGCCUGGGGAAGGAAGUCACGGAGAUCCUGUCCGCCUGCUGGGCCUUUGACCUGCAGGAGAGGCCCAGCUUCCCCCUGCUGAUGGACAUGCUGGAGAAACUGCCCAAGCUGAACCGGCGGCUCUCCCAUCCGGGGCACUUCUGGAAGUCUGCUGAGUGA